AUGUCUUUAAGACCUGGUGAAAUCAGUUUAGGAACCACCCUUGUGGUGAUUGAAUAUGAGCAUGGCGUUAUUCUUGGAGCUGAUUCACGUACUACGAACGGAUCUUACGUUCAUAACCGUGUUACCGAUAAGUUGACUGAAAUUGAUGAAAAAAUAUUUUGUUGUCGUUCGGGAAGUGCAUCAGCCACUCAAGCAAUCGCUGAUAUUGUUCGCUAUUACUCGCAAAUGUUUAGUGCACAUAAUGGAGAAACGCCGUCAGUAUCAAUUGUUGCAUCAUUGUUCCAAGAACUUGUUUACACCAAUAAAGAUGCUUUACAAGCAGGAGUUAUUGUCGCUGGUUGGGAUAAAUAUCACGGUGGAUCAGUUUAUAGCAUUCCACUUGGUGGUGGCUCAUUUAAACAACGUUAUGCCUUGGCUGGAAGUGGAUCUGUUUAUCUAUUUGGUUAUUUUGAUAAAGGAUUUAAGGAUGGCAUGACGAAAGAAGAAGGAAUCGAGUUUGUGAAGACGGCUGUUUCUUUGGCCAUUGCACGUGAUGCCUCGUCUGGUGGAUGUGUUCGAAUGGCGGUUAUUAACGAGGCGGGUGUGGAACGAUUAUUUUACUCUGGAGAUAAAUUAGAAGGCAAGUUAUUUUUCGCUGAAACGGGAAGAUUUAUUCGUUUAUUUAGUUCAACACCUACAACUAACUCUGAACAAGAUUUUACUAGCGCAUUAGCAAAGAAUGCUAACAUUGAACAGACCAAAACAGAGCAAGAACAAAAUAAAGAAGAGUCCGUCAAUGCAGCAACCGAACCAAUCAAAGAUUGGAAACAAACCAUAUUAGAAGCAUCAGGAAAAAAAGAAGUAAAACUGCCACAAACACCAAGAGUACUGCCAAUAUCAUCAUACUUGGAGCAAACAACGUUACCAAAUGAAAAAAAAGAACAAAUGCAACCCUUUAUUAGGAAGACCGUCGUCGACAAACGGAAAACCCCAAUCUCUCAACUAGCGAAAGUAUGGGAACGACCAACAACCAAGCUAGAAACAACUCCAAACAUUGAAAUAGCUACCUCCCGAUUUGUAUUGAUAAGCAGACUUCCAUUGACCACUAUACCGGGUGAUAUCCGAAACUUGGCAUCAAAUGUAAAGGUUGAAUGGGCGCAAUCAAUUCAAGAAAUAUGUUUAUGGCGGAAUGAGUUCUAUAAAUUUAUCGGAAAAGUUGCCGUUUAUUUUAAUACACCACUUGCUGCCGAACGUUUUAUCAGAACUAAUCUCAAUAGUUAUUUGGCUGGGCAGAAAAUCAUGUGUGAAUACAUCGGUGCUGAUUUGUAUCACAAAUAUCGUAAUGAAGAAUUAGUUCGCCGGUCUGGCACGCACGUUCAGCUUUUGGGAUUACCCGCCAUAGUGAAUCAAUUCCAAGUGGAUCAAGCAUUGAAUGGAUAUGAUAUAAUUGAUCGAAAAAGAACUGGGAUAUGUUUACUGCGCAGUCCGGACAGGGAAGCCACUACUAAAUGGCUUAUAAAGCUGGAAAAUAAAAGGGAGGCGCAUCGUUUAGUUAGAGAUGCUGAUAAUAAUUUCUUGCCUGUUCCUUUAGGUUUUGAAUAUAAAAGAAAAAUGAAAAGUUCACAAGAAAUAAAAUUUAUUGAUCAAAAUAGUAGAAAACAUGCAAAGAGAAAACAUUUUCUCAUGGCUUUUUUGUGUCUAUGGUUAUUGGUUUUGCAUGUUUCCGGUCUUUAUCUUUUUACUCGUGGUUUCUUACUUACCCGUCUGGCAUUAAAUAAUCGAAGCAAUUGUACAACAACGCCGAUGACAGAUGCGGAAGAAACGACCACAUUUAAUGAAUGCUUGCAAUGGCCACGUUUUAGCAAAGUAGUGUUGAUUGUAAUUGACGCUUUGAGAUUUGAUUUUGCAAUACAACAUGAGUAUAAUAAUGAUGAUGAAACAUCUUCUGAACUAUAUCACAAUAAACUUACAAUAUUUGAUAAAUUGCUGAAAAAAGAGCCCGAAAAUGCCAUGUUAUUCCAAUACGUGGCAGAUGCACCCACAACUACUCUACAACGGUUAAAAGCACUGACAACAGGCACGCUUCCCACUUUUAUCGAUGCCGGAUCUAAUUUCGCCGGGUCCUCAAUAGAAGAAGACAAUUUAAUAUAUCAAUUAUGGCAAAAUGGCCAAAAUAUUGCAUUUAUGGGGGAUGAUACUUGGGUGUCGUUAUUUCCUGAGCAAUUAGACUCUAAUCUCACUUUUCCAUUCCCAUCCUUUAAUGUAAAAGAUCUUCACGGAGUAGACGACGGUAUUCUACAAUUACUGGGUCCCGCUCUUGAGAAAAAAGUGUCACCGUGGAAAAACGAGGACAAAGAAUGGGAUGUUCUUAUUGCUCAUUUUCUUGGUGUUGAUCAUUGUGGCCAUCGUUAUGGACCUAAUCAUCCUGUGAUGGCUGCAAAAUUGACACAGAUGAAUGAAAUGAUCAGGAAUGUGACUGAAUUGAUGGAUCAAAAUACGCUAUUGCUUAUUAUGGGCGAUCAUGGAAUGGACUCCAAAGGGGAUCACGGCGGUGAUAGUAAUAAUGAAGUGGAAUCUGUUUUAUUUAUGUAUAGUAAGAGACAACUUUUAGAUCCUCAUAUGACCAAAAACCUCGCGAACGUCUUUAAACAAUUGGAUAAUAAUUUUCCCGGACAUCGUUCUUCGUUUACCGGUAAAGUCGAUAGAUGGCGAUCUAUACCUCAAAUUGAUAUUGUCCCCACCUUAUCACUAUUACUGGGAUUACCAAUUCCAUACAACAAUCUCGGAUCAGUAAUCCCAGAAAUAUUUCUUCUGUCCAAAGAUAAAGAGACUGCAAAUAAUAAUAUAAAUGAUGCUUGGGAAACUUUAUUGAAUGCUGUUCGACUCAAUGCUCGUCAAGUCUACAGAUAUUUAAAAGAAUAUUCACGUUUACAGCCGACUGGCGAAUUAUCCAAAGAAUCUAUUCACAUUCUUGAUAAUUUAUAUCAAAAUGCAGAAAAUCAGUAUAAUUUACUGAGAGAUUCAUUUGAAAUAUCACCGGAUGAAUUAGAGAAUUCGUAUUUGAAUUACAUGAUUUUCAUGCGAGCGCUGCUCUCUACGUGUCGUCGUAUAUGGGCACAAUUUGAUUAUCCUUUAAUGAUAUCUGGAAUUUCAGUGCUAAUAUUGAGUUGUGUAUGUAUUUUCAUAUGUGUAUUGAGAAGCGAUUCAACAUUUGAAAAAGAAAAUACAAAAGUAGUUUCACGAGUUCUUACUGGAGGUGCGCUUGGAAUUAUAUUCUCAAGAUUAGAGAUAUUGCAUGUCUUACUUCAUUCACUUACAAAAGAUUCAAUAUUUGCAAGACUAGAUUUUGUGAUAUUUGGGGCCACAGUUGGAUCUAUCAUCGGAUUCUUUGUACAUCAUGUACGAGGUGAUUUGUUCUUUGAAUUCAGAAACAAAUUUUCUCUUGUUAUAUCUUUUGAUGAAUUUUUGGCAUUACUAUUUCAAACCUUACAUGUUCUCUCAUUUGCUUCGAAUAGCUACACAGUCCACGAAGAUAGUAUCGUCCUUUUUAUUUUACAGACUUUUGGAAUAUUGAUAUUUCUAUCAGGGUUCAGAAAGAAUAUUUACAAUCAUAAUUCAUUACGAAAAAGACAUUUGUUUCUUGGUUCAAGCUUUCUUUUUUUGACUAGGAUUGCAUCCUACUCUACUAUUUGUCGUGAAGAGCAAAUGCCAUAUUGCACACCUACUUUUUAUACUAGUGCCUCGACAUCAGUAUCUUCACAGACCGCUUUAAUAACUUUAGUUGCCAUCGGGCCCAUUAUACCUUAUCUCAUUCGAUUAUUAUUCAAUAACACCAAAAGUUAUUAUGGAUUUGCGCCAAUAUGGAAUGAUUGGUUUCUGAGAGCUGGGUUGUUACUCUCGGCUGCUUAUUGGCUUUUAGAUGAUAAUGAGGAUUUUCGUGAAUCUAUUACCAGCACUACUUCAUCUAGUUCCGUUAAUAUUAUGGGAAAGUGGGCUCAUGAUUUUAUUGCACGAAUGGCCUUUGGGAUUGCGUUAAUAGUGGGCAAUAUAGCGUGGUGGAAAACCCCAUUAUGUUUAGACUUAGAUGUAAAAAUGAUUGAUACUGGUAAUAAACGAUCUAAUAUCGAACAACAAAAACACGCCAGAAUCGUGGGCGAUUCGAAUAUGUUUGGCGCCAGUUAUUUUCUUUACCUGACCACAAUAUAUUUAACGGUCAUUAUUACACAAAAUCCGAUGGGUGGUAUUAUGAUUUCAUUGGCUCUUUUGCAAAUUAUGACCCUUGUGGAAAUUAUUGAUGCAAAACGUGAUGCAAAAAAACUAGAUAAUACCAUUACCACCACCACUGAUACAAAUAUUGGUAUCGAGAAUAUAUUAGAGAUCACAAUUCUAGGAUUACUUGCAACCCAUUAUUUCUUCUCAACUGGACAUCAAGCAACACUGUCCUCGAUACAAUGGUCUGCGGGAUUUAUAGGGAUUGCCGAACUCAAUUAUAUCAUUUCUCCAAUUCUAGUGAUUAUUAAUACAUUAGGAUCCCAUAUUUUGGUAUCUAUCGCUGUUCCACUGCUAGUUUUUUGGAAACUUUCGCCAAAUAUUUAUGAUAACGAAAAUAGACCAUUGGUGAUAUAUCCAACACUUUUACGAACAAUCUUACUAUAUACAAUGUAUCAGACAUUGAUCGCGGUAAGUACUAGUUUUUGGGCAGGAUGGUUUUCUAGACAUUUGAUGGUUUGGAAAGUUUUCGCCCCACGGUUUAUGUUAGCUGGUGUUGUAUUGGUUAUUACGGAUUUGUUUAUAUGUGUGGCCGUUUUCUUUACAAGUCGUAGAAUUUUAAUGGAAGUUGAAGAAUUAUUUAAAGUUGUGUUUUGA
Ambispora leptoticha is the source of this 4845-nucleotide messenger RNA. NCBI's taxonomy places the organism in Eukaryota, Fungi, Glomeromycota, Glomeromycetes, Archaeosporales, Ambisporaceae. The record is from the annotation of a GenBank genome assembly.